AUGCGCAAGAACCGGCGUGCCGGCCAACUGUUGCCCUCCUAUCCCAACGGCUGGUUCCGUCUCUUGCGCUCAGGCGAGCUGGCCCGCGGGGAGGUGCGCAACGUGGCUGCGCUGGGAGAACACUUUGCUGUGUUUCGAGGUUUGGAUGGGGAAGCGCAUGUCCUGGACGCUUAUUGCCCACACCUUGGCGCCAACCUUGCAAUCGGUGGCCGUGUGGUGGACAACUGCAUCGAGUGUCCCUUCCAUGGCUGGAUUUUUUCCGGAAAGGACGGACGCUGCGUCAAGAUCCCAUAUGCCAACAAAGUGCCUGAAUUUGCAACUACCAAAGUUUGGCCAUUAUGUGAAGUGAACGACAUGAUCAUGGUGUGGUACCACUGCGAUGGCACGAGCCCAGCAUGGCAAGUCACCGAGCAGGAAGGGGCAUCAUCCCCUGACUGGACCUUCGGGGCUGCCACGGAGCACUUUGUCAGCGCGCACAUUGAGGAAGUUCCAGAGAAUGCUGCCGAUGUAGCCCACCUUACCUUUCUCCAUAAUCCCUCGAUCAUGACUGGAAGUGACCUGCGCUUCACAGGCAAUCACCGCUGGGCAUUUUUCAAGCACACCUGGGAGGCGGAGUGGCAGCCCGAGCCGGAGCCCAACGGACACUGCUCAGUCCUGCUUCUGACGCACCACGUGCUGCUCUUUGGCAAACGCAUUGCCUGCCUCGAUCUGCAUGUUAAGGCCACACAGGUCGGUCCUGGGAUAGUUAUGAUGGCCCUGAGCCAUGCCAUCUUUGGCAAGGGGCUGAUUGUUCAGUCCGUCACCCCUCUUGAGCCACUUCUGCAACACGUGGUCCACCAGAUCUACACCCCACGCAAGACACUCUCCCUCUUUGCCAAGCUGGUAAUGUGGGCCGAGCAGAUCCAGUUUGAGCGAGACCUGAUGAUCUGGAAUAACAAGAAGUUCCUUCCCAAUCCGCUCCUGGUGAAGGAAGAUGCCGCCAUCCUGAAGCACCGGCGCUGGUUCUCCCAGUUCUACAGCCAGAACAGCCGAAAACACAAUGUCCAGGCAGGACAGCUGGAUUGGUAAUGGCCCCACUAGUUUUAGAGACUCCUCAAUACUACUACUCCACUUGCAGAGUCCACAAACUCUUGCGUGUGGGAGGAGGGAGGGGUGAAUCUUGCUUUUGGGAGCAAAAGAGGUUCCUGGGCCAGAGGAGGGAUGGAUGUGAAUUUGGCUCAUGUUGUACUCUGGAAUCAGAGGCGACAACCUGUAGAAGCAUCUGGAAUAGUGUGCCCCCCCUGCAGCUGUUUUUGCUGGUUCUCAGGAUGGCAGUUUUUUUUUUUACUUUUUUACCUCUUGACAACAUUGCAAAUAUAAAUUGUACCUGAGGUCUUGCUUUUUAGCCUCAAGUGCCUUUCCUAGCUUAAGGAUCUUUUGCUCCACAAUUGGAAUGAAGACUAGAAAUGCAACCGCAGCAGGAAGGACAGACUGAAGAUAUUUGCCGAUGGGAGGAAAAAGCAUCCAAUAGCAAGUUAGACUUAUAUACCGCUUCAUAGGGCUUUCAGCCCUCUCUAAGUGGUUUACAGAGUCAGCAU
Messenger RNA from Thamnophis elegans (Western terrestrial garter snake), 1577 nucleotides. Its product is annotated as cholesterol 7-desaturase-like. The record is from RefSeq and is a predicted model, not a curated record. Gene Ontology annotation, biological process: chlorophyll biosynthetic process; cholesterol metabolic process. The transcript has 7 exons. Gene Ontology annotation, cellular component: chloroplast. Gene Ontology annotation, molecular function: 2 iron, 2 sulfur cluster binding; chlorophyllide a oxygenase activity. Lineage: Eukaryota; Metazoa; Chordata; Lepidosauria; Squamata; Natricidae. The coding region runs from base 1 to 1068 and encodes 355 amino acids.